AUGUCAAAGGUCUUCACCCUCGAGGACGUCGCCAAGCACAACUCCAAGGAGGAUUGCUGGCUCAUCAUCGGCGGCAAGGUAUAUGAUGUGACGAAGUUUUUGGAAGACCACCCAGGGGGUGAUGAUGUUCUGUUGUCUUCAACUGGCAAGGAUGCAACUGAUGAUUUCGAGGAUGUCGGGCACAGCAGCACUGCCCGUGCGAUGAUGGAUGAGUACUUGGUCGGUGAAAUCGAUGCAUCGACGAUCCCUUCUAGGACAAAGUAUGUUCCCCCCAAGCAACCGCAUUACAACCAGGACAAGACCCCCGAGUUUGUUAUCAAGAUCCUCCAGUUUUUGGUUCCCCUGGCAAUCCUGGGCCUGGCUGUUGCCGUUAGGAUGUACACCAAGUCGGAGUCUGCUUAG
Miscanthus lutarioriparius is the source of this 402-nucleotide messenger RNA. Lineage: Eukaryota; Viridiplantae; Streptophyta; Magnoliopsida; Poales; Poaceae. The record is from the annotation of a GenBank genome assembly.